This is a messenger RNA of Paramecium pentaurelia, 5494 nucleotides long. The record is from the annotation of a GenBank genome assembly. Lineage: Eukaryota; Ciliophora; Oligohymenophorea; Peniculida; Parameciidae.
AUGAGAUAGAAUAACAGCUAUUUUUUGUUAAUAUUAAGUGGAAUUCUCUAUUAAAGUAAACAGAAAAAUAUUUUUAGCAAUCUGUUGUCCAAGUUCAUGUUAAUAAUGCAAUGGUAGCAGCUCAAAUUGUAAUAUUUGUAAUCCAGGUUUCUUUAAAAUUGGAAAUGAUUGUUAUGCAUGUACUAAACCAUGCGCAACCUGUUCAACAAGUGUUACAACCUGCUCUUCUUGUGUUGAUUCUGCAAAUUAAGUAACUCCUAGUUGUGCAUGCAAUAGUGGGCUCAUAAUGAAUGCAUCAACAUUUUUUUGCGAAGGAUGCCCAAGUAAUUGUAGUGUGUGUAGUACUACAACUAUAUGUACUUAAUGUAAUGAUGGCUAUUGGUUAAAUGUUAACUCAUGUAGUCCAUGCAUAAAACCAUGUGUAAAUUGUUCAUCGAAUGGAAAUAAUUGUAGUAGUUGUGUUGAUACUGCGAAACAAACACUGUCUCUUUGUAAUUGUCAAUCAGGUUAUAUAAUGGAUACUACAAGUUACUUAUGCAUUUAAUGUGUAUUUCCAUGUGCUACAUGUUAAACAACAGUAAAUUAUUGUUUAACAUGUGCUGCAACAUAUACUAUAGAUUCGAGCACUCAUACAUGUUCAUGCUUAACUAAUUAAUAUGAAGUAAAUGCUACAACAAAAUCAUGUCAAAAUUGUACAAGUCCAUGUGCAACUUGUACAUUAUCUGCAACUAAUUGUGGUUCAUGUGUAACUGGAUUAAAUAGAAAUCUAUAAACUAAUUAAUGUGUUUGUGAUGAUGGAUAUUAUGAAAAUACUACUUGUUAACCAUGUUAAGAACCAUGCAUUUAUUGUACUUCAUUAUCAGUAUGUACAUCAUGUAAAGAUCCGACUUAUUAAUCAGGAUCAUCAUGUGUUUGUUAACCAACCUAUUUUAUGAAUGCCUCUUUUAUGUGUUAAAGUUGUGUUGCGCCUUGCUAAAAUUGUACUUCAGAAACUCUAUGCACAUCAUGUGUAUAAAAUUAUUACAUUUCUGGAAAUACUUGUUUAUAAUGUACUGCACCAUGUUACAAUUGUGUAGAUCUACCUACAAAAUGUACAUCAUGUGUUGAUUCAAAUAUAACACCAAUCAAUAAUGUAUGUAGUAGUGGUGGUUGUUCUGAUGGAUAAUUUAUGGAUGCAUCAUUAAAUUGUCAACCUUGUAUUCACCCUUGUCUUAAGUGUUAAACAAAUGGUAAUCAUUGUUUAGAAUGUGCAACUACAUUUGAAAUGAGUACUUCUACUCCAAAUACAUGUGUUUGUCCUGCACACAAAUAUCUAGUAGUAACUAAUAAUCCUACUGAUUGUCAGUCUUGUACUUAACCAUGUGAUACAUGUUCAGGAACAGCAGAUCAUUGUUUAACAUGUAUAGAUAAUAUUAAUUAAACUGUUGAUGCAUCUAAUGAAUGUAAAUGCAAUCCUGGUUUUAUAAUGAAUGGAAUAAAUUGUGAUGCUUGUCUAAAUCCUUGUCUCUAAUGUUAAGGAACUACAAAUUACUGCACUGAAUGUAAAGAUAGUGAACAUUAUAUAUCUAAUGGAUAAUGCAUUUGUAAUCCUGGUUUCAUAAAUGAUAAUAACUAUGAUUGUAUACCUUGUUAAACUCCUUGUUCUACUUGUUCAGUAAAUGAUACUCAUUGUGAUAGUUGCAAAGAUCCUAAUCAUUAAAUUAAUGCAUCUUUUCAAUGCAUUUGUAAAGACACUUACUAUUCAAAUACUAUUGAUACAUGUGCAUCAUGUGUAUAACCAUGUGCAUUAUGUGACAUCAAUGGAUGUUUAUCAUGUAUUGAUACUAAUUAAAUAAUAAAUUCUUCUAAGAAUUGUGUUUGUAAACCAGGUUAUUAUUAAGUAGGCUUAAAUUGUUCAUAAUGUGUAACUCCAUGUUAAACUUGUGAAAUCAAUUAGGAUCAUUGUUUAACAUGCACUGAUAUUCAUUAAACUCAAAUCAAUAACUAAUGUAUAUGCAAUGAUGGAUAUUUUGAUGUCAAUCAUAUUUGCUAACAAUGCUAAUCUCCUUGUACAAAAUGUCAAUUUUCUAAUGAUCAUUGUCUUUAAUGUUUAGAUCCAAAUCAUGAUUUAAUCAAUAAUAAAUGUGUUUGUAAAUUUGGAUUUGGAUAAUCAGGAACUGAUGGAACAACUUGCUCUCUUUGUUAAUACCCCUGUCUUGAUUGUUCAACAAGUGUGAAUACAUGUGUAUCUUGCAUUGAUACUAUUAUAUUCCAUCUUGAUAAUGAGAAAUGUUUAUGUUAAUAAGGUUAUUUUCUAACUGGAUCUAAUUGCAUAUAGUGUUCACCACAAUGUUCCUCCUGCAUUGAUUAAUCAAAUAAAUGUUUAGGAUGUUCUGAUCCUAAUUAAGUGUUGAAUCAAAAUGAUUGUUUAUGUCAACCAGGUUAUUUUAAAAAUAAUUCUAUGAAUUGUGAACUAUGUUAACUUCCUUGUUUAACUUGUGUAUCUAAUGAAGAUUAUUGUACAUCUUGUUAUGAUUAAGAAAAGUAAUAAGUAAUUGGAGGAUAAUGUGUAUGUAUAGAUGGAUAUUAUAUACUGGAUAAUAAAUGUGAAAAAUGUAAUUAGAUCUGUAACAAAUGUAGUUCAUAUAAUGAUUGUAGUGAAUGUAUAGAUGGGUAUUAUUUAUAAAAUUAAUAAUGUUUAAAAUGUUAAACCCCUUGUUUAUCAUGUUUUGAUGCAUAUAAUUGUUAAACCUGUAUUGAUAAUUACACUAUGAAUAAUCUUGGAAUAUGUAUUUAAUGCAUCUAAAAUUGCAAAAAUUGCAUAGAUUCAAUUAGUUGUAUAAGUUGCUUUGAUAAAUUUUAUUAUGAAAAUUAAUCUUGUAUUCCUUGUUCUAAUAAAUGUUAAACAUGUGAAAAUGAUUCAAAUUUUUGUACUUCUUGCAACAAUACUAUUUAAAUAUUAAUAGAUAAUUAAUGUUAUUGUUAAGAUGGUUAUUUUGAAGAUGGUUAAGAUUGUAAACCUUGUGAUCAAAUGUGUAAAAGAUGUUAAAAUUUAUAACAUUGUACUGAAUGUAUUUAAUCAGAUCAUGUUAUUUUAUAAAUGAACGUAUGUGUUUGUUAAGAUAGUUAUUAUUUAGAUAAUAAAUCAUGUUAAUUGUGCGAUAAAAAAUGUAAAACUUGUACUUAAAAGUCUGAUAAUUGUUUAAGUUGUAAUUCUUAAAUGAAUAGAUUAAAAUAGUAAAACACUUGUAUUUGUUAAGAUGGUUAUUUUGAAAAUGAUAAUUAUGAUUGUUGGCCAUGUGAUUCAGAUGAAGGAAAAAUCAAUAAGAAUUGUAGAUAUAAAAAUUGUAAUGAUAAAGUAUGGACAUAUGAAGAAGAAUGCGAUGAUGGUAAUGAUGAUUCUAGAGAUGGUUGUACUAAUUGUAAGAUAGAUGAGUAAUAUUCAUGUAUAAAUAUUCUCCUUUAACCGUCAUUUUGUUUCAAAUGUAGUGAAAAUUGUUAAAAAUGUUAAAUGAUUGAAUCUAAAAACUUAUCUGCAUGUAUUAAAUGUCAUCAAGGUUAUUUUUUACUUUAAGAUAAAUGUAUCUAAUGUUCUGAAAAAUGUUUAGAUUGUAAAAUUAGUGCUUCCAAUUGCAUAAGUUGUAAAUACUAAUAAAAUUAAUAAGGAGAAUGUUAAUUAUGCCAAAGUGGAUAUUAUUUUGAUUAAAUUAAUAAUAAAUGUAAUUCUAAAUGUGGAGAUUCUUUUAAAACAAUAGAAGAAGAAUGUGACGAUGGUAACUUAUUACCAGGAGAUGGAUGCAAUGAAAAAUGUAAAAAAGAAAAGAAAUUUAUAUGUAAAGAUGGAAUAUGUAUUAUUCCAGAAUAUCCUGUUCCAAUUUUGUUGAGUUAUGGUGAUACUUAAUUGUAUAAUAAAGUUAGAAGAUUUAAAUUAGAUUAUAAUUUAUUUCUAAAUAUCUCUUAAGAAAGUUAGGUGGAGAAAAUGAUUAAAUUAUUUAUAAAGAAUUAGAUGAAUCUAUAUCCUAUUGAUUGUCCAUAUGAAAUGUAAGCAAAUUAUACUUUAAAUAAUGAAUCUAAAAUGAGUUUAUCAAUAGAUUUUUAAAUAUUUUUUAAUCGUAGUACAACAAAAGAAGAGCUAUUAAUCCAAUAUUUAAAUCCUUCAGAUUUUAUAUCAUAUUAGGGAUACUCAUAGGUAUUAUCUGAAGUAUCAACAACCAUUCCAGAAUAUAUAUUUAUUGACUAAACAUAAGCAACCUAAGUUGAGAUGGCUGCAUCUAGCAAUUAGAUAUUAUUGUAUAUUAUGGCUGUUAUGGCUGGAGGAGCAAUUUUAUUUGGUGGAUUAGACAUUUUUUAUAAUCUAUUAGAUACAAUAUAAAUGUUAUCAUACUUAAAGUACAUUAAUACUUAAUUUCCUUUUAAUUUAUAAUCAUUUUUUGAAUUUUUUAGUUUUGCCUAACUAAGCUUUUUCUCCAAAUAUUUGAAUCUUUAAGAAUUGAUCGAUCCAUAUAUAAAUUAUGAUGAUCUUUAUUAAAUACCUGAAAAAAUUUAAAUUGACGGUCUAAAUUCCCUAUUUAUCAUAAAUGGAACCUCAAUCAUUUUUGUAUGGAUAACACUACUUGCAGUAUAUACAUUCUCUAAAUAUCUACCACAUUUAUUACAUCAAAUUAAAUUAAAAUAUUAUAAUGAAAUACCUGGAGAUUUUGAUUUUGCCUUAAAAUGUAAGUUUUGGAUAUUGGCUCUAAAAAUAUUUAUAGUUUAAUUAUGUUUAACUGUUGUAUAGGAAUUCUUCUAUAGUGGUAUUUUAAGAACAUUUUUUGCAACAGCUUAUGAUUACUCAUUUUCAAUGACCCUUUAACUUUAUGCCUUAGAGUUAAAUUCAAAAAAUUUGCUCGUAAGCUUCAGUUCUUAUCUAGCCUUAUUAGCAUUGGGAAUCUAUUUAUUCACAAUUUUUAUAAUUAUUAGAAAAUGUGGAAGCUAAAAAUUUUCACUUGAAGAAUAUUAAAAUAAGCUUAAAUUCAUUUCACUUUUUGAAGGAAUAAAAAAUGACUAUUACAGUAAAUAUUUUUAUGCCAUAAGUCUAGCUAAAAAGCUUAUAUUCAUGCUUAUUCUAAUAUUUUGUUAUAAAUAGCCUUAUUUUUAAGUGAUCAAUUUAAUUCUCUUGUCUAUCUUAGAGAUAAUAUGGUUACUUUUAUUUAAACCCUUGGAGGACAUAAAUGAAUUUUUAAAAUAAAUUUCAUGUGAAAUUAAUAAAUCUAUUGCCCUAUUUUUUAUUUCAGGGUUAGUUUUAGAUUAAGAAGUAAAAUUAUUUAAUGAAAAUAUUCGUUCUACGAUUGGAUGGAUUUGUGUAGGAAACAUCAGUUUAAUUUUGAUUAUUUAAUUAAUAAUCGAUGCUAUUUAGUAAUGGAUAUUCUUGAUCAAAAAAUAUAAAUAAUUUAGAAGGCUUGUAGAGAAAUUUUAUCGAUUUUUGCGUCCUCAACAGUAAAGAGCUCCCCAUUCAGUAUUUAUAUUUGCAAAGUGA